Asterias rubens (European starfish) is the source of this 9430-nucleotide messenger RNA. RefSeq lists its product as uncharacterized. The transcript has 9 exons. Lineage: Eukaryota; Metazoa; Echinodermata; Asteroidea; Forcipulatida; Asteriidae. Gene Ontology annotation, cellular component: nucleus. The record is from RefSeq and is a predicted model, not a curated record. The coding region runs from base 49 to 3687 and encodes 1212 amino acids. Gene Ontology annotation, molecular function: transcription cis-regulatory region binding. Gene Ontology annotation, biological process: regulation of transcription by RNA polymerase II.
AGACAGUGGGCACACCACACCGACGAAAAUAUACUGCGACGUUAAAUAAUGGACAAAUGUCGGCCCCAGUGGGUCGGCACUCCAUGUGGCCAGCACGGGCCCAACACGUUUUAUAAAGGCUGUAAAUUUUAUAAAAACGGUAAAUGGAGAGUUUUGUCGAGGGGUGAAUUUUUCUUCUUGAAAACUUCCGAGACGGAGCCACUUUGCAUAGCUGAGUUGCAAUUACUGUGGCAAGAUGACAAGGCCGUGAGUGGCGGUUUGAUGCUAUCGAGUUCCAAAUUAUAUUUUCUUCCCGAAGACACUCCAGGGGGCCGAACAAUCCGCCAUGGCGAGAAUGAGCUGGUAUCAGUCAGUGGUAAAGCCAUUGUCCGAUUGGACGAUCUCAUCGACUGGGUUUGCACCGAUGUCAGGUGGACAAGGGGUUGUAAUGCAAUUUGCGAGAAAGACAUCAAGAGUGAUGCGCAAUCCACCGCAAAUGAUCAACAACAGAUGGCGCUCUUUGCACAGAACAGUGGGAUGAACAUCAGCGAUAUAAGCAAGGAGAAACAGAUUAUGGGUUACAAUGAUGACGAACAAGACAAAGUCAUGGUUCUAAAUUACGCCAACUACUGCCGGUUCUGUGCUGCAUUGAAGCGCGUUGAGCUUGUGCAGGAUUCAUGGGCCAGCAAUCCCUUCAUGAGAACGUUAGGCAUAUUCACCGUGCCGCAUCGGAACACCAGAAUCAUGUUUGUCAAGGAUGAGUUUGACCAUCCGACACUUGGGGAGAACGAAAAAUUGUGUGACCAUUUAGCUCCAAACAUGAAGGGUAGACCAAGGAAGAAGAAGCUGAGCGUGCGAAGUAACAGCAAUGAAGACUUGAUGGGUGACUCCAGCAAUGAUGGCACGGAACAUGCACAGGUCAAACAUGAGCUUCUUAGUACCCACCACCUUAACAAGCUGGAGCACAAGAAACUACAGGGCAAGUACCGCACCAAGAUAGUCAAUGGCAAAGUGAAAACAGAGAUCAAGCGCGUCCGUCCGAAAGACGAAGCGAGCUUCCUGGCUGGGUUGUUUAAGUUCAUGAAGGAUCGCAACAGCCCUAUUGAGAGAGUACCAAAUCUCGGCUUUAAGCAGAUCGAUCUGUUCUUGUUCUACUCCAUGGGUCAGAAGUUUGGUGGCUAUGAGGCCAUCACGGCCAGGAGGCUCUGGAAGAAACUUUACGAUGUCCUCGGUGGCAGUGUGGGAAGCACUAGUGCCGCAACUUGCACUAGGAGGCACUACGAGAGGCUGAUUCUACCAUACGAGCGAUACCUCCAUCAGGCAGACUUCAAGUCCCAUCACAUCAGCCAUCAAUCCAAAAGUAAAGACUCUUCCGAAGUCAAGUCAAGCAAAUCCCACCUUUCCGACAAGGAGCACCACUCCAGCAAACACAAGAAGAAGGACAAACAGGCGUCAGAAAGACCGAAAGGGAUGACCAAAGCAGCGGAGACGUGGAUACGGGAUCACCAGAAGAAAGUGGCUGCUGGUGUCUUCCAGCAGAAAAUUAUGAUGCCGUUGAUGUCUCAAAUUAAACAAUCGUUUGAAGUGGUGCCCACUACCCAUAGUGCCUCAAUGAUACCUGGAAUGACCCAUGGAAUCCAGCCACCACCACCACCUCCGCAAACAACAUCAAGCUCCUCACAGCUGCUGCCAGCUCCACUUUCCAAUGAGCUUGUUGUACCCAAGGAAGAACCCUCCUUGAUGCCUAAUUUGAAAAUAAAACUGAAGUUGAAGAAGUCAAAGCACAAAGACGGGAAACGGCCCAAGGCGCUCAGGGAGCAACUACAAGAGCUGGAGAAACAACGAGCAUUAAGAUACAUUGAGGAGAGAAGUCAGUCGAAUCCACCACCUGUUUCCAGAAAGAAGACGAGGUCAAUCGCUGACAUUCUAGACCACCAAGCUAAAAUGCAGGCCAAACAGCAAUCCAACCAUCCCAUCACAACGGCUGCUGAACAGACUGUACCAACUACGAGUAGCAGCACUCACGGAAACCUGGCUCCGUCAUCCUCUGCAAUGUCUGUACCCUACACUGGACAGUCCAUUUAUGUCAAUACAGAUUCUGGUAUGCCUCUGUUCCUGACGUUACCCCAGAUGCUGCCAGGAAACAACCAAGUCGUCACCACGAUGCCUAACCCAGUGAAGACCGAGGCAGAGGUUGCAAAGGGGGCUCAGUCCACAGGCCCGUAUCCCCUGAACUCUAACAUGGCGACGGUGGUCCAUGUCGGCCAGCCUUUACAAGUCAUGCAGAUGCCCACAAUGUCAUCAUCAUCAUCCCAAGUGAAAUGCCCCACUAUUUCAACCUCGAUACAGUGUCUACCGAGGAUGGAGUCGCUGGCUUCAACAGCCAGCAUGGCAAACACUAGCGCAGCAUAUUCCUAUGCAUACAACAUGGACAUUCCACAGAGUAUACCUACCUCCAUGACUGCAGGUAUGCAGCCUGUCAUGACGACGGCGCCUCAGUCACCUUGUAGCUCAGUGACUGGUAUGGAUUCUUCAUCCGGGAGGCCAUCAGUAAUCCAACACACUCAGCAAGUUCAGCCACAGACAUCAAGUCAAGCCUCGCCACCCUUUAGAAACGCUAUCCAGCCAAGUGACUUAAUCCUCAGAAACCUUUCCCAUGAGAAGGGAACGUCUGUCGCAACCUCCUCCUCGGCCCAUUCCACCGUUGUCGGUCAAAAACUCUCAGAUCUACCCAAAGAUGCAGUGGUGGUCACACCACGAAUGGUCAGCCCGUACAUGGCCUACAUUCCAAUGCCGUCAUCAAUGUCGUGCGGGGAAGGGUCAAAAACAGAUGCCAGCAAGGAUCAGUUAAAUAAGAGAAAACGAACAGAAUCAGGCAAGGAGAACUUGAGCAGACCGCUCAGCCCACACGGAUUCAGUGUGGAUAGAACUGGGAAGGUGACAUCCCUUCCCUUUGCACAUCCUGUCUUCCCUCCCCCAGUACCUGUGCAAGAAGAACCCUGUGAUCUCAGUAUGCCUAAGAGGAGACGCAGCCCGGAUGAUCCCAUUGGGUUUAGAAUUGAGGCUGGUCCUCACGUUAAGCACCGAUCCUCCUCGAAGAGACACGGUGAAUCAAGCAAAGAAAGAACUCGAAAGCACGAGGAGCCAGGCUCCAAGUACCACUUGUUAAAUCACAUGGAGGAAGCCUUCCCCUCAUUGGCUUCAUUACCAAAAGUGAAGAUGACUCCCAACCCACGAGGUUCCAUAAUGCAAGGAGUGAUCAAUCCAAGUACACUCAGCCCUUCUUCUAAACCCUCAGACCACAGGGACUCACCCUCAAGACAAAGUACAAGCUCUAACGAGACGGCCCCUUCGCCGCAUCCACCACCCUUCCCGUACUUCCCUCAUCCCGGUAUGCAAGGCAUGCCCUCUGACAAACAGCCAAAGAAUCAUUUUGUCUUUCCAGAGUUCAACCCCCACCACCUCUCCCAAAUGAUGGGGUACCCACCAAGACUCUUUCACCCUUCGUUCAUGCAAGGGCCGCUGCUAACCCGCCCUGAACUCCUCCCUACAAGCCUACCUCCAAGUAUGCAGCUGACCCCAGAGCAGAUGAUGAGGCGAGAGAUGUUCUUCCCUCCGCAUCUUCCAUUCCCAAUGAGACCAUCUUUUCUCAGCUCCCAACCUCUUAAUAUGAGAGAUGGCCAGCAGCCUUACAUGCAUCAAAGUUGAGACCUUCACGACAGAAAUGCCUCAAAGCUUUGUGAAUGUAACCGAUUGCAACAGCAGUUUUUAUCUGUUUCAGAUUUGCCUGAAACACCCUGUGCAAGUACUGUGUUUAAAGUUAAAGAAGGGAUGUACAUGUAGUGUGUACAUCUGGUCAAGAAUGUGUAAAACUAGUUUGAGAAAGUUUUUUUUCCAAACAGCAGAUAGUCCAGGCCGAUCUCAAGAACUUAUAUUCUAGAGUCUAUGGGUUGGCGCAGAUUUGUGCUUCACUGCGGCAGUGGCUAGUUGGCUUAAACAGCAAAGACUGAUGAAUAGACAUCUAGUCAUAGGCUCAUUCCUAAAAGUGUCAUCGUUGGGAGGGCAAGGCCUUUUUAUUUAGCCAAGGGCAGUUCCAAUGGAGAACAUUUUGAAGGAGCACCAAGGCCAAGACUCAGGGCAGUAGAGGCUGUGUAAUUCCAAGCCUGUAGUCUCAGUGAAAACUGUUCAUUUUCAAACAAGACUACAUUAUCAAGGUAAUUUUAAAUGCAUCUGGUGCUUAUAUUAUAGGAUGGCUUAAAUCAUUAAUAUGUCAAGUAUACAAUCAGCGAGCAAUGGUGUUAGCCGAGUUUGUCCAUGAUGUAAAAGAAAUGUCCCAAAACUACCAUCAGAAACAGAGAUUGUUGAUUUGACCAUAGAAAAAAUCAGUGUAGCGCCCCAGAGGUAAAUCAGAAUUAUUUAUAAGCCCUGAACAUUCCGUAGAGCAGGCCUCAAAGUAAUUUUAGGACAACUUUUUAAAAGAUUUUAAAAAAAAGUCGAGUAUAUAAACAAAUGCAUAUCAUAUCAUAGCUUGUAUUGAAAAGGGUAGAGCCAGAUGCUCCUGUUAACAACUAGUCUUGAUUGGGAAUGCUGUUUUUGUAUUAGUCAGUUGAGGGCACCACAUUGACUGCCUAGGAUAUGUGCGCAUUACAAGUCUUAUUAUUAUUAUUAUUAUAGGAGGCUGACUCAGAGAGACUUGUCAAGUCUAUGAAUCUGGAUCGAAAUUUGUGUGAUACAGAUAUCUCGAUACAGAUAUCAGAUCUCUUCUCCGGUAUAAGCACCCUGCACUAAUGACAUCACUUUUGUUAAAAUAGCCGGCUGUCAGACAAACAUGGCAAGCCACCUACGUGAUCACUGCGUCAUUGAUGCGCCAAACUGCACUAGUAUUGUAGUAAGUCGUGAGUAAACAUACAAUUUGAACGUACACGCAUUAUAUAGUUAAAUUGACACUUUUGUCUGAGAGUCGGGUAAUGAGCUUCUAUUUUUAGAAUUGGUGCGGAUUGCUAUAGGUUUGUCUUGCGAUAUCGGCAAUUACAUUAACAAAUUGAUCGUCACCAAUCAAGACUAUGUAUUUUAAUAGCAACAGUCCCCAUUUCCAGUUGCAAAAUUGUUUAUAUCUUCUUGUUACAGAGUGGUACACCGUUUCACAAUUACAAAGUCAGUAUUAUCAAAUGUGACCUGGGCCCAAUUUCAUAGCUCUGAAUUCUGCAUAAAUCAAGAGUUAUCGGACAAAUUUUAUACAACAGUGUGUGAGAUUCUUAAAAGCUUAAUCUGCGAUCAAUGGUUGCUAAGUUACAUCAAAAUGGAACUUUGGUUUCCACAUGGUGUCUUCAUUUUAAAUACUUCCAAACUAAAUCGCACUUUUCAUUUUGUAUGUUACAAAUUUUCAGACAAGAUAUUUUGAGAGGAAUGGUAAUUUUAACCAGAGAGAUCAUAAACAAUUUUUGUGAGAUUCCAAUAUUUUUUUUUACAAUGUUGAUCUCUUUCAAAACCUUCAAUAUUAUUUUUGUAUUUUGUUGGAAAUGUCAAAUUAUUAUUAUUUUGUUAGUCACAGAGUCGGUUAGGUCAGUUUAGUAGUGUAGAAAGUAAAAUGUUUGAUAAUAUAAAUAUAUAAAUGUGUUUGUAGAGUUUAUUAUUGGUUAUAAUCUUGGCCAGGUGCUUAGUGGUUGUGUAAUAUAUAUUUGUACAGGAUAUAAACUAAAUCUCAAUAUCUAUGCAAACAAAAAAUAGUUCUAGCUUUAUUUUGGUUUAUAACUUUGAUUAAAUGACCGUUGUUAAUAUCUAUAGUGUACAAGAAAAGAUGGUUUAUAAUGUUGAUCUACUGUUUAAUUUGUUGUGAAGUGUACAGGAAAGCAGUCCGAAAUGCACACUGUGAAGAUAACAUUUUGUCAAACCACAUGAUUUCACAAUCAUAUUUCUAUUUGAAGUCUCUCCUGCUGUUCAGUGGAAGUUGGAAAAGAUAGCACCUUUAACUUGUCCAGAUUUUUUUAUAAAUAAAGUGCACUUAUUCAAUUCCAGGUAUAUAUAAACUGUAACAAUGCAUUGGUUUUGUGUCCUUAAAGGUACUUGCUGGUCAUUUUUAAAAUAAUAGUUAUUAUUUGUAAGGCGCUUUACCAUGUUACCAAACCAUGUCUUCUUAGCCUUCGGCUCCAAGACACUAUCCGAGUGUUCAAGGUCUGUACUGGUGCUGAAAGUUUCAAAAUCAUUGAUGGGGCUUAUAUUCUGAAGCUUAAGCCAGAGCCAUGACAAGCCAUAGCAUGUCAGGGCCAAGCGGUUUAGUGCAUUGGAAUCAUGUUCUGGUUGCUGGGUCAUCAGGUUCGGGUUCGAAUCCCAGUCAAGACACUUGUGCCCUCGAGAGAGACACUUAACUCUAUUCUUCUCAUCACCUUGGAGUAAAUGGGCACCUGUGAGGGAUGAGAUUGUUCUUGUGAAUGAUUUAGUUUGGUGCGUUACAUAUUUUUGAGCACAGGCUUUAUACUCCCAAGGGAGUUGAGAUGGUUCAAGGAAUGAUAUGUAUUGCCCAGUGAACAGGGGAAAUAAUAUUCAAAGCCCACAGAUCAUUAUUUACAAUAUCGUUAUAUAAGAGUCUGUAUUAUGGUUAUAAAAAAGGGCCUAAGACUAAUGAUGAUGUUUUCUCAGUACCGAUACUAUUUAAUACUCUGAGUCAUGCAGCGACCUCUUUAAUUGACGUUGGUGACCUCUGUCAAACAUUGCACGUGUUAAUUUCCAUUGACAUAUAAAUUCAGUGUUCAAAAAUUCCAAUGGGUUGUAAUCAUGAGUUUGAUAAUUAGGUCGUUUCCUUUAGGUUUGAAAACGUCAGGCAUGUUACAGUAUGAGGUUUUGUUGCAGCUGUUGAAUGGUGAGGUGUUGAUAUUAUCUGCCUCAUCCAGAGCCAAUCAUUUUAUUUAAAUGAAACGAAAAGCAUUAAGUUAGCAUCAUUAGAUUGUCAUUUCCUUUUUAAAACUCCAAUUAUAUAUUUUGAUAAGUGAACCUAAAAUUAUGGAUAUUUUUCAAAUUGAAUUAUUCAUUCGUUUAGGUUUUCUACCAAAUAUCAAACUCUUUAUAGGAACAAUUUGUAUGAAUAAUAUCAAUAGAUUUUGAUUUUCUUUCAAGCUUCAACUAUAUUCCUUGGUAAAUGAACCUGACAUUUGGGAUGACCCUGGAAGUGAUUUUCAGACAGAAAUAAUUGUUUAUUAAAGUUUUUAUUCUGUGUUGUAUAUUGUAUUGUACUCUAUUUUAUUCCGAAACUUGAACAAACCCCAUAACCUUGGGGAGGGUAAAAUCUGUAUAAUAAUAAAUAAGAUAUGGUCGUAACAAACAUUUUAAAUAUGAAACUACCUUUAAAUUUAUGUGAACAAGUUCGUUUGGUGCUGGUUUAAAAUGUUGAAUUGCAGUUAUUUCAUACAAAUAAUGGGUUGCAAAGAUUGUCUGAGACUCUUGUGGCAUUUUUUUCCCAAAGAAAUUAUGCCGGAGAUUGUUUGUUUUAAAGAAACACAUCAUGAAACUGAUUUGUACAUUUCCUCUCUCUCAAGUUACUCUCUGACCAAACAUUUCAGUUAUCCUUUGACCAGAAGGUGGUUCUUUUUGUUAAAUUCCAACUCUUGUUGGUCUUUUGUUUGUUAAAUCAUCACUCGCACCUUCAAAAUCGGUAACAAUUCUGUUAAAUAAAAUAUAUUGUGGCAGUUUAUUUUUGAAAACGUAAGUUACACAAAACUUGUGUCAUGAUGAAUCAAAGGGUAGAAAUUUAUUCCUUAAUGUAUAUACACCUGUCCGUUAGAUACCACCAACUGGAACAAAAGACAUUCCAUACACUUUAAUUGUUUAUGUUAUUUUUUUGUUAGUGGAGACCUACUUGUUAUCAAAUUCAAAGCUUUACAAAACUUUCAUCUUCAAGUUUCCAAAGGACCAGGAUUGUACAAUACAAUGGUGAACACCUCUUAACUUGUGCAAAUAGUUCAAUCUGAAUCUCUGCGCUGCCAUCUCGAUUCACUACACUUACGUUGAAAAUGAAAAAUGUAUGCUAAACUGUACACAGAGCUAACCUAGUUUUAUCCGGUGCUUUUUUUUCUAUGCAAAACAGUAAGCAAUUAAAUGUAUAUUGUCCUAUAAUUAUUUGUAUCUGUCUUUGUUAUUGUCAAUUCACCGUAUGCUUUGCUGUCUAGCAAACAUUUACAAGGGUUACUGUCAACAAGCAAUGCACACAUUACACGGUUGGUGGUCUGGUUCUCUGCUUAGCACUGAGACUCAUUUUGUUGGGUUCUGGUAAGCAAGGACUUGUAUCACCAGGGGCCAAUUUCAUAGAGCUGCUUAGCAAAAAAUUUGCUUAAGCACGAAAAUAGCUUGCUUAUUUUACACAAGUUACUGGCCGAAAUUUCAUUCCAUGUACAUUGCUUUUGACUGGUAUUUAGCUGUUGUUUACUUAGCAUAACAAUUGAGUGGAGUCUUGGCCUGUAAUCUGAUUUUACUAAGCAAGGAUUUUUUUGCUUAAGCAAAUAUUUUUGCUUAAGCAGCUCUAUGAAAUUGGGCCCAGGGGGCACUGUUUUAGGUAAAGGGGGAACUUUUAGGAAUGAGAACUUUUUUACUGCAGUUCGUUUUGGAAUUGAUGAUGUAAAGCCAAAUUGUUUUCCACUGAGAGAUGUAACACAUUCCAUGCUAAACCCAGGCCCUUCUCGCCAAAAGAUUUAACUGGCUUUUAUUUGCUCACCAAAAAGAUCAGAAUAUGAGCUUUCAAAACGUAAAUAGGACUUUCGAUGUAAGCGUAUCUUAAUAUUGAAAUGUUUAAAACAUCACAUCAAAUAUCACAUACAAUUAAUAGCAUUUAACUCCAUAAAAACAUACUUGGAAGAAGCAAUAUCCUUGAAAGGAAUGUGGUUUAAGAGAGGGGGAUUCAAAACCAUUUCAGUCUGAGAAACAUUUCUGCAUGAAACAUUCUCAGAGUGUGCGUUCCAAUUACUUAUUAUUAUUCCUGCGUGGUCAUAAACAAUCCACAGAGUUUUGGGUGACAUCUCAAAAACACUACAAACUUUGGACUAAAAUUCUUACAUGUGAGUUUUAUUGUAUAUCUACAUUUAUAUAGUAUAAAAUAAUUAACUGGCAAGUAUACUUUGCCUUCAAAUACCAUGUCACUUAUUUGAGAACCGCCCGAUUUGGUGUUUGAUUGAGCGUACAUUUGUUGUUUAUCAUUCAAGUGUGAUAAUUAUUUUAUUUCUCUCUUAUGCUGUCUAGUUUGAGGUUUUUUGAUUUAUAACAUUUAAGUCUGUGUUUAAUUUAAAAUAUCCUCCCCCUGGAAUUCAAAAGGCUCAUCAGACAAUGUAUUUCAUUGUUAUUACUCUUACUAAAUAAAGAACUUGUACACAUAUAUAUUACAAUUUAUUAUUUUACAGAUUUGUAAGGAACUGUAAUACGACUCCAAUAUCUAUGAUUAUUAAACUAUUUCAACUGUUUAUGAAAUCAG